This is a messenger RNA of Emiliania huxleyi CCMP1516, 480 nucleotides long. RefSeq lists its product as hypothetical. The record is from RefSeq and is a predicted model, not a curated record. The transcript is spliced from 2 exons. NCBI's taxonomy places the organism in Eukaryota, Haptophyta, Isochrysidales, Noelaerhabdaceae. Bases 1 to 480 code for a protein of 159 amino acids. Gene Ontology annotation, biological process: L-valine biosynthetic process. Gene Ontology annotation, molecular function: flavin adenine dinucleotide binding; thiamine pyrophosphate binding; acetolactate synthase activity. Gene Ontology annotation, cellular component: acetolactate synthase complex; mitochondrion.
AUGGGGUACGGGCUGUGCGCCGGGAUCGCGGCGUCGAUCGAGCGCGGAGGCGACGCGAGGGCGAUCGUCAUCGUCGGCGACGGCGGCUUCCAGAUGACGCUCAACGAGCUCGGCGCCGCGACCCAGCAGUGCGGCGUGUCCGGGACAUGCACCGCGAUCCAGCACGGGUGCAGGCUCCUCCUCCUCGUGAUCGACAACGGCCUGCUCGGCCGCGUCGAGCACGGCUUCAAGAACGCAAAGGGCUGCGAGAUCACCGGUUGCGAUUGGGUCGCGUUGGCGCGCGCGUACGGCGCCGACGGCAUGCACGUGGCCCGAGACAGCGAGAUCGAGGCCGCCCUCGACGCUGGCCUGAGUGCGAAGGGCGUCUUCGUCCUCGCGGCGCGGUGCGACCCGGCGCUCAGGGCCGAGAUGGCAAAGACCUCGGACGGCAUCAUGCCGCCGUGGCUCGAGCCGCCAGGCAACCACGUGGAGUCAGGCUGA